Acyrthosiphon pisum (pea aphid) is the source of this 1405-nucleotide messenger RNA. RefSeq names its product solute carrier family 35 member E1 homolog. NCBI's taxonomy places the organism in Eukaryota, Metazoa, Arthropoda, Insecta, Hemiptera, Aphididae. The transcript is spliced from 5 exons. The coding region runs from base 295 to 1335 and encodes 346 amino acids. The record is from RefSeq and is a predicted model, not a curated record.
UAUAAAAUGUGAACACGAACGCGAAAUGUAGGAAAUAGGGUUUCAAUUUAGUAUUAAUAUUAAUUAUAAUGUAAUUUAUCAUAAAAAUUGGGAUAGUUUAUUCUAAAUUUCAUUUUUAGUAAUGUUACAAAAUAAUUUACCUAUAUUAUAUUUCUAGUUUAAAAACAGAUAGUUUAUUUAUCUUUUCAAUAAUUUACAAUUAUUUAUGUGAGAAUGUAUAAAUUUAUAGUUUCAAACAAUUAAAAGUAUGAGUGUUACGAGAUAUUCUUAGAAUAAAAGUACCGGUUUGUAAUUAUGGUCUUAGCAUCCAGAGAAGUCGUCAGCGUGGCUUUGUUGUGCUGUGUAUGGUACGUAGUAAGCUCCGGUAGCAAUGUAGUUGGCAAGACGCUUUUAAACCAAUUCCCAUAUCCAAUGACUGUGACCAUGGUGCAGCUCCUGUCCAUAGCUGUUUACUCGGGUCCGUUUUUCAACUUAUGGGGUGUGAGACGAUUCGUUGACAUAAGUUGGCCCUAUUAUUUUAAGUAUAUAGUGCCACUUGCUCUUGGGAAGUUUGUUGGAUCAGUUUUCACGCAUGUCAGUCUAUGGAAAGUACCAGUUUCCUAUACACACACAAUAAAAGCUACCAUGCCACUGUUUAGUGUUAUAUUGUCAAGAAUAAUACUAGGAGAAAAACAAUGUUUAAAAGUAUAUUUGUCAUUAGUACCCAUAAUUGCUGGAGUUGCCAUCGCAUCUUUCACAGAGAUAUCUUUUGAUGUAAUAGGGUUGAUGAGUGCCUUGGCAGCUACAUUGCAACACACAUUGCAAAAUAUAUUUUCUAAAAAAGUACUUCAUGACACUGGUGUUCACCAUUUACGUCUGUUACAUAUACUAGGUCGUCUAGCAUUAAUGAUGUUCCUGCCCGUGUGGCUUUAUUUCGAUUUUUGGCAUCUAGUGACAGUUUCAAAUUUUAAAAUGAAUAAUGAAUCGUACAAAGUAUUAGGUUUGCUGUUUACUGAUGGUAUACUUAGUUGGUUACAAAAUAUAUUGGCUUUUAGUGUUAUGUCAAUGGUUACAUCUUUAACAUAUGCCGUAGCCAGUUCAUCAAAACGAAUAUUUGUGGUGGCUGCAUCUUUAUUUGUGAUUGGAAAUCCAGUUACUAUUAAUAAUGUUUGUGGUAUGGCUUUGGCUCUGUUUGGUGUUAUUGCAUACAAUAAGGCUAAAUAUGAUGCCAGACGAACAGAUCAGAAACGUGUGAUAUUGCCAAUGACAUACCAACACACAAACAAUUCUACAUUUUGGCAAAAUGGUACUGGAAAUUCCAGUUAUGUUAACGGAAAUAAAUCAUUAUUUGUCUAAUUUUAUAAUGUGACAGCUUCCAUACAAUUUUAAAAACUUUUAGAUUUAACAAAAAGGUUGUAAAUAUAUA